AUGGAGGAUUCUGAUUCCGUUGCAUGUUUGCCACCAGGUUGGACUGUGAAAGUAAAUGUGAGAAAGAAUGGUAAGAAAGACAAGUAUUACCUUUCCCCUUCAAGUGAUCUAAAGUUCAAUUCCAUAGUAGGCGUAUUUCGAUAUCUCAACAAUGCUAAGAACAAAGCCAUCAUCCAAAGUGUCUCAAACAUAGAAAGUGAUCGACAGAUUCCUCGCCGUGCAUCAAAGCGUCUUGCUGGAAUUAAGGCUGAUCCACAUCUAGAACUUAAACCAACUCGAGCGCGCCGAGACAUGGCUAAACAAUCAGGUGAGGACAAAGCUGGCAUAAAUGCAGAUAGAUCCACCAAUAGCUUGCUGAAUAAUCAAACUAAACAGCUGAAUAAUAUUGAAGGGUCGGAAACUAUGCCCAAUGUCAAAAGUGAAGAAAACACAAUGGAGAACCAUGUGACUAAGAAAGAGUGUAACUAUGACGGGAAGUUAGAUUACACCGGUGUGUCUGAGAUUCCCCUCAAAGAAAUACUAACCGAUCCAUGUAUCGCAUUUGCAGUACAAACUCUAACUGGUAACACAUUGGAGACUUUUAAAGACGCCCAAUCAUCGGCUUCAGCUGAAGAACUCGGUAAGAAAAUCAAUGUUACAAAUGAUGAUCCGAAAAAUUUUGCAGUUGCAGAAAAACAUGCUGCUGUUGCUGAAAUCGACCAUCCUAAUAAAAAUAUAGGACCAUGCUCUGAAAAGGAACAUGAUAUCUCAAAGAUGGCAUUGUCAAGUGUGAACUUAUGCAGGAGUGUUUGUUAG
Molecule: messenger RNA, 795 nt
Organism: Lathyrus sativus (Indian pea)
Lineage: Eukaryota; Viridiplantae; Streptophyta; Magnoliopsida; Fabales; Fabaceae
Source: the annotation of a GenBank genome assembly